AUGAUUGUGGCGAGAAGAGGAGGAGGAGGAGGAGGAGGAGCCGCCCGGAGGCAAAGAUUGUGGCUUUUCGAGUCUGUCAGGUUCGCUUUCCUUUGGUUUUCACUAAAUUGUGUAUUUCUUGUUGUUGUUGUAGUGUUGUAGCAGCAUGCUUUCCUUAUUUUCACGCAAAAUGCAAAAGUUGUGAAAAAUUAGCCAAAUCGUUUGCAAACAAGGACGCGCACGGGACUCUCCCUCUUCACAAGCUGUCAAAAACCUUGAAGAUUUGACAGGGAAGCACACAAAAAGGUUGAGAAGAACAGAAAACAGAAAAUAGAAAACCGAUUGGUCUGAGUGAGAAGAAACCCUUGCUCAAGUUUUUGUAUCUUGUCCAUGGCCCAAGUUUUGUUCUGAUGACCUGCAAUCCGAACAUUGUUCUUCUAAUUUUGUAGACUCUUUUCCUAAUCUUUGGUUCCCUCCAACCAAAGCCUAGAAUCCGAGAGGUCUGUUAACAUUUUGCUUCUCACGGCCUAGCUGACCUAAAACUCUACAAAAUUGAAAUGCCAACAAGUUGUAGUUUUUCCCGAAACCGUUGUUUUCAAUCGAAGUGGCCUAGAAUCCGGCUGCUUUCGCCUAACUUCAAAUUUUCAGUCCCUUGGCCUAACUUUCCAUUCCGAGUGGCCUAGAAUGCACUUCCACCCAAUUUGUUUCAUCACACUUUGUUCCGGCCAAUUUAAGCAGCUUUCUGCUCUUUCUCUCGUCCCAAUCUGAUUCUGAUUUGCCCGUGAGCGCACGUGACGCAAGUGUGUACAAAAAUUCGGUUUUCGAUAAGAAAAACACACACACACACACACACACACAAAUUUGUGGUUUCCUUUCGAUUGUCGUCAGAGCCAGAGGCAUGUCAGAAUUUGGGGGGAGACACUUCCACAAAUCAGACUGAUAGCAAGAGGGAGAGGCGGUUAAAAAUAGGUUUAAAAAGGGAAGAUGAAGGAGAAGAAGAGGAAGAGAACGAAAGUGGAAAGUGGCGAUAAAACUGCACAUGUUUACCCAUUAUCCAGUGCAAAAAACAAAAAAUGUAAAGAAGGGGAGCUGUGACGUAUCGUUUUGGAAUCUGGCAGUGGCCUAACUUUUGCCCUAGCUGACAUAGGAACCCAAACUCCUGUAGACUCCAAACUUUGUGGCCUAACUUUCCGAGACUGUCCACGCACUUGCGGGAGAACGGAUCAAGUGGAAAAACAACAGACAAAACGGCUCUUGAGCGUGAUUUUCGAGAGCGAACGCUUUUGUGGCCGAACGUUUAGACUUGAAGACCCAAAAAUCUUACAGAGAUGUCUCCGACCAAAGGUUCCGAUCGGUUUCGUUGACAGAUAAGGGAAUGGAAGUGGAUGAUAUCAUCUCGAUUCCAUUUCCGAUCAGAAGAUGUCUGAUCACGAAUGACCAGUCUGACAAAACACAGAAUUGCAUCAAGUGGUCACAUUUUGUAAUGCCGUAGAAAUCAUUGAAGUCAUCUCCAGACCCAUAGGAUAUUGUGCAUCUCCGAGCGCUCUGUUUGCUCUCUUCUUCCUCGGCGCCAACUUACGGCUCUCAAGUAGAUUGACACGUGUCGUCGCUCCAAGAAAGAGCCGUGUGACGUGGCAGUGAGCAAACAGAUGCUCGACGGCACAAGAGAUUUCGGAUAGUAUCACCUGAGUCGAGGGGGAUCGAAUAGGAUCGGAUCGGCGGGGACUCGGACUCGGAGCAGCACAUCUGGCAGUUAUUUGAGAAAAACAGUGGAAUCGGGCGGUCAAAUCCCAUUGUUUUCGAUGCGAUUUUAGUGGUUUUCUUGGGUUUUAUCCGCAAAAAAUAGACGAAUUUUUUCAUUCUUUCCUGUAAAAUCUCUAAUAUUGUCAGGUUCCUCAACGCGUUUCCAGUUCCCCCUGACAUCGUACUUUCGUUUGCGCUUUUCCGGUGCGUCGACGCAAUCCUGGUCCCCGUGACAACUCGCCAGAAAUAUCGAAUUUCUGGCGGAAAUUCGUAAAAAAAACCCAUCAAGAACACCAUUUGCACCUCGGCAAAUAUGCUCUGUGCAUGUGCUCUUUGUGCUCCUGAACCUCCCGGAGCACAAAAAAAGAAAGAAAGAGAGAGAGAGAGUGCGACAAUUGCGUUCUGACGGAAAACAAUAAGGAAGUUGCGGGAGAGAAUGAGAUUUGGAGCACAUUCGGAGCAAAGAAUGAUGACGAGAAGAUUUUGAAGUCCCGGUCUUUUUCUAGCGGAAAAUGUCCCUAAUAGUCAGUUCUAGGAUUGCGAUCUGCCAACUUUUAUACAAAUUUGCGAAAUUAGCAAAAACUUCCCGACCCGUUGCAAGUCUGUUGAGAAGAAGCGAAAAAAUAGAAAAAAGGGUGGUCCCGCCCGGCUGGAAUGAGGCGACAAAUCGAAUUAGCACUAUUCGACGGACGACCGCUGACAGAACAUUCCGGCUAAAAGCAGCCGUUUGUGUCGGUCGCUCCACGUGUUCUUGCGCUUUUCCGGAUGUUUCUAGAGCUUAGGUUUGUAAGAAAGAAAGUCCCAAAUCUUAUUCACACAUUCUCAGUGCCCUGGCGCACUUUCCGAUCGUUCUAAAAGCCGGCUGAGAAGAAAAUAGAAAGCGAAAGCGAAAAGGAGGGAAAAUAAAGAGGAAAACAUUUUGCGCCAUCGUCCACUCCAUCAUAUUUCAAUCAUAUUCUCUUUUCUGGAACAAGAAUGGCGGCGGAAAAAACACGGAAUCUGUGCGCGCCUCGGGCCGUCCAGAUGUCGUUAUUCUCUCCGUCGGCUCCCAUUUCUUCGUCCCUUUUCUCUUUGUUGUGCUUUUGCUCGCGGAGCUCCCUCUCUCUCUCUAUCUCUUUCUCUCCUCAAAAAGUCACCUUUGCUCCCCCGAUUGCCUUUUUGUUGUUUUCAAUCGGAAAUCUGGAGGAAAACGGAUGUCUGAACGUUCCGCAACUUGUCAAUCAUCCACCUGAACUCGUGUUACUUAGAAAACUACUUUGAGAAAUUGGAAAAACGACAGCGUUUUUUUGAUAAGACCACAAAUCUGAUCAAGAGCAGAAAAAGAUCAGUCACGGGGGUGUUUUCAGUUUCUCCCCCGACGUACUUUGCGUGCAAAGGUCCCAGGCGGGCAAGUGCCGUUUUGAUGGAUAGCUGACAGCUUUUACGGGGUUUUCGAGGUGUCAAAGGCUGGAAAAACGCAUCGCACGUGAUUUUACACUAUUCUCCAGUUUGUAUGAUCUUGAUUUCCCGAAUGUAGGCCUUCCGCAGUGCUUAGCAGAGAUUUGCCGCGAAACAAAUUCAUCAAAAUUUCUGUACUUCCGCUAGGUACUAUGCUUUUCGGUUCGAGUUUAACAGAGCUCGUAAAUUUGAUAAGUUUUCUUUAAAAAUAUGCUCCAACUAGUCGUUCGCCUUCCAGUUGUUGUUCUCAACUGAUCCUUCGAGAACGUCACAGAUACAAGUUUGAGGCCCACUCAUCGUAUAGCUCUCUUGUUCGGUUCAGUUCCGUAUAGCCGCCUAGUUUACACCGACUGACCCACCUGAGAGAGCACCUGAAGACUCAUGAAAAGUGAGGAGCGCGAGUUAAGCGGUUCGAGUUUCACAACACACACACACACACACAACUUUGCGGGAGCCCGCGACGGGAACAGCUGCUUCCCAACCACAUAAUAAAUGCGUUUUCCGUCUGACUCUCUCCGAUCCGACCGCUUUGUCUGUGUUCGCUUGGACUCGAAAAUCCGCAGGUUCAGCAUUUUCGAAAUGUUUAUCAAAAUCCUACUAGCAAGGCAGCUUCAAUCUUUGUUCAAAUUUAAGCCUAUUUUUAGUGCAGAGUAAUAAAAAGCGACUCCUACAGUAAUCCGCGUUUAAAGGGACAUACUGCGCAUGCCCUCAAAUGCCCUUAGUACAAUAAUCUUUGCAAAAAUCGCUGUGAGACCCGAAAAUCUCGAGAAUUCUUGAAAAACACUUCACCGCCCGAAGACCCCGAACGAAAAACCAGUUCCUUCCCUUUUCCCAAAAAAAAAGAAGAAAAGAUCAUUAUCUCUGCGAAUUCAUGUGACUUAUCGUCGCGAAGAAAAAUAGGAAAAUUCUCGAGGAAUCGAAAUGAUUAUUUACAGAAUGAUCAAACGGAAACUGCAAGAUUUGGCCGUCUGCUGCUCCUAUCAGGUCGACUUUUUGCACGAGAAAAGUGAGAUUUGAGGGCACGCAAAUUUGCGGGGAAAAUGCGAAUAAUUUGCAGAGCACUCGGUGAAAGAGUUCAAGCGAAAGUACGAGGUACUCGACGAGAUCGGCCGCGGCGGAUUCGGAAUCGUGUACGAGGCGACGAGUCGGACGGACGGGCAGCAGCCGGUCGCCGUCAAAUUCGUGCAGCACAAGCACGUGCGCAGCUGGACCAUGGUCCGUUUCGCUUCUUUCUCUAGAAAUUAGAAACUUCUUCUGAAAAGUAAUGAAAAUCACCCCUUUCUCCAGACUUUUCCGCUUGAAAAUACAAAUUUCACCUAAAAUGCGAGCUUUCAGACGUGUCGCCAGCUGAUUCCGUCGGAAGUGUGUCAUCUGGAGACGUGCGAGGACAUUCCCGGCGUCAUCCGAAUUCUCGACUGGUUCGCAAAGUGAGGACACUCGUUUUUGCAUUUGUUAGACGAAAAUUGGUCUGAAUAUGGAAGUUCCCAGAAAAAUCCCAAAAAAUCGUGAUUAUUGCACAAUUUCCCGUCUAAAAAUUGCUGUUUUUUCAGCUCAAAAGGUUUUCUGAUCGUGAUGGAGCGUCCGGAGAACUGUAUGGAUCUGUUCGAUAUGGUCUCGGUGCACGGACCUCUAAACGAGGAAAUGGCCAAAUUCAUAUUCAAACAGGUACGGUUGACUCGCUCGUUUGUGUGUACAAAUUGUCGUCAGGCGGUGACGACGGUCUUCGAGAUGUACAGUAAGCACGGACUGCUCCACCGCGACAUCAAGGACGAGAAUCUGAUUGUGAACAUGAACACGGGCGAGGUGAAACUCGUCGACUUUGGCGCCACCGCCUACGCGGAAAAAGCCACCAAGAAGGAGUUUCAGGGUACGGGAUUGGUGCGAAAAUUACCAGAAAAGCGUUGAGCAUCGGGAAAAUCAACUAAUUUUUUCAAAUAGUUUCAAAAAAGUAAUUAAUUCUGGUGCAGUUACGUAAAGUUAGAGCUCUAAAAAGUGUAAUUUCUUGCAGGCACGCGGUCGUAUUGUCCGCCGGAGUGGUUCCGUGACCAGUUGUACCUGCCGUUGGAGGCCACUUCCUGGUCCCUUGGAGUUCUUCUCUUCAUCCUUUUGACGGGCAAACUGCCGUUCCGAAACGAGAUCCAGAUCUGUCUGGGCAACGUGAAAUUCCCGUCGGGAUUGUCGCGGGAAGUGUGUCAGCUCGUGAAGAUGUGCCUGACGACGUCCACCUCGGCGCGUGCUUCCCUCGCCCAGAUAGCCGCCCAUCCGUGGAUGGAGUGCGACCGUCCGUUCUACGGAGAUCAGCUCACGUUCGAGGACGCGCUCAUGGAGAUCAGAAAGCCGCCAGUUGCGGAAGAGGACAAACAGGCGGAGGAGGAGGACCAGGAACUCAACGAUGUGAUCGUUCUGACGAGGAGCCGGGACAGUCGGGCCGACAUGGACAUGGAGAGCAUUUGCACGAUGGUCACCGCCAACGAGGAGGACCGCUACGAACCGACGCACGAGGCCAUCGAGCAGUUGGCCGAGCAGGGAGACCUACUUGAGAAUGGUAAGUCAUUUAUGAGAAAAAGUAAUAGGACAUUGCGUUUACCGGCGAUUUUUUGGAAAAAAAAACAACUGUUUCCGGUGAUAAAUCCAGCUGAAAUAGUGAAAAUAGUCAAUUUCCCUGCAGGCGAAUCGGGGAAUCUGAUGCGAAGCGAGUCACGAUACGACAAUAUCUCGUCGUCGUCGUUUUGCGACUACGUCUCCCUGGCCUCGUACGACGAUCAGUUCGCCUCCACUUCGGACAUUUACCAGUCGGCGUGCGACGUCUUCCCGCCCACCAGGUACCGUAAACCCCUACCGUAACCCCAUCGAAACCCACUUUUUUCAGUUCCGGCUCCUCUUCAUCGCUCAGUCGUCAAUUCGGCGCCGUCAAAUCGGCAUCGGCGUAUAAUUUGGUACGAAUGCGCAAGAAAUCGAGCAUUUUCAAGUCGUUCGACACCGAAUUGGACCCGGUUUCGGAGAACGAUCUGCAGCCGGCGUCGGCCGAAACGACGUCGGCGAUGUGCGAAUCGACGUACAGCAACGACGAAGACGUGACGAUUUCGGAGGACGUCGUCGUAGAAAAAGUCGCGGAGCCUCCGAGGGCCAGGGAUUCGGCGGUCCGGAUGUCGCGGCACCGGCCCCUUCAAUUCGGAAUCGACUCGACGUCGCCGCCCCCGCAACUCGCAAUAUUUCAAGUUUCGCCCACUGUCGGGUGA
Caenorhabditis sp. 36 PRJEB53466 is the source of this 6398-nucleotide messenger RNA. The record is from the annotation of a GenBank genome assembly. NCBI's taxonomy places the organism in Eukaryota, Metazoa, Nematoda, Chromadorea, Rhabditida, Rhabditidae.